This is a messenger RNA of Panonychus citri (citrus red mite), 2587 nucleotides long. Its product is annotated as orexin/Hypocretin receptor type 1-like. Gene Ontology annotation, molecular function: neuropeptide Y receptor activity. Gene Ontology annotation, cellular component: membrane. The record is from RefSeq and is a predicted model, not a curated record. NCBI's taxonomy places the organism in Eukaryota, Metazoa, Arthropoda, Arachnida, Trombidiformes, Tetranychidae. Bases 610 to 2133 code for a protein of 507 amino acids. Gene Ontology annotation, biological process: G protein-coupled receptor signaling pathway. The transcript is spliced from 7 exons.
AACAUGCUGAGUUACAGUACGAACAAAGUUCUAGCAUCAAUCUCAUCACCUUCAUCUCUUUCUCUUGUAUCAUUACCCUGAAAGUUUUUCUUAGUUGAGUAGUAAAAAGAUAAACUUAAAAUUCAUUGUGAAGAAAAUUAAACAAGUUCAAUAAUCAUGUUAAAUUAUCUUCGAUAAUUGUGAUUAAUCUUGUGAGUAGUUUCAACUACUUUUCUAGUUGAAAAUAAGUGAAAUGAAUAGUUAUCACCAUCGUCAUUAAUAUUUUCAUCACGUUAUUGUGACCAAAGGAUAUUUAUUAAACAUCAUUUACAACAAUUAAGAUUGAGGAGCAAAAAAAAAAGUUAAUUAUGUGACAAAAUACACAUUCCAUGAUCAACAAUUAACAACAAUCAACUGAUUACUAUUGAGUUUUGUUAAACUUUGUGAGUUUCUGUUUUAAUCAAAUCAACACUAACCAUGGAUAUUAAAUUAAAUUAACCAACAAUUAACGACAAUAGGCAAAGUUAAAGUGAAAGUAUUAAUCAACAAGAUAAUCUAUCAUCAGUGUAUCACCUUAAUUGUGAACAAUUUAAAAGGGAAACCAGAUUAACCUCUAGAUUAAUUAAAGUGAUGACGGAACAAGAUUCAUCCCCUAACAACAUGACCAAUGUGAUUGACCCUUACACACUGGACAAUGCAACAUUGUCCAUCUUAUGUGCCAUGGCUCAUGAAAAUUACACCAAAUGUUAUCUGGAAGAUGAGAUUAACUCUGCUAUUUAUCCUCGUCCAUAUGAAUGGGUCUUCAUCACUUUACAUACCUUAGUUUUCAUCAUUGGAUUAACAGGUAAUGCGUUAAUUUGUCUAUUCGUUUACCGUAAUCGACAUUUACGAAAUGUGACCAACUAUUUCAUCGUCAAUUUGGCCGUUGCCGAUUUCCUGGUCAUCUUGAUCUGCCUCCCACCGACUGUCCUUUGGGAUAUAACCAAUACCUGGUUCCUUGGUGAUCUAAUGUGUAAACUUGUCGUCUAUUUUCAGUUUGUCUCAGUUUCUGUUUCCGUGUUGACAUUAACCUUUAUAUCUGUUGAUCGUUGGUAUGCAAUUUGUCGUCCUCUUAAAUUUAAAAGCACAAUCACCAAGACACGAUUAGCGAUCAUCUUUAUUUGGAUCGCGUCUUUGGCAAUUAAUUCACCCGAUUUGAUUCACCUGAAAACCAAUAGUCCAUUUUACACAAACGAAACAAUUUACUACACUGAUUGUGCCCACGAUUGGUCAGGGGAAACUGAACGAAUUUACCAACUAUGGAUUGUGAUCACUUACUUUUUACUUCCUAUCAUUUUAAUGUCCGUCGCUUAUCAUCAAAUCGCCAUCGUCCUUUGGAAUAAAAAUAUUCCUGGUUCAGGAGAAACUGGUCAACAUUAUCAUCACCAUAAUCCUCCUAAUCAGAAUAACUCAUCUCAUCAUCAUGUUAACAAUUCUAGUCAAUCACAAGCUCAUUCAAAUAGUCAUCAAAAUAACCAUCAUCUUAAAUCCUAUCCGGAAUCAUCUUCAUCCAUUGAAAUGAAUUCAACUAAUUUUAACAAUAAUAAUGAUGAAAUUGCCAAAGAAACAAUUGUCACAACAAAAAGGUCAGAUUAUGGAGGGAAGAGCGGCAAAGGUAAAUCUAAUCAUAAACGCUGUGUCGAAGAUUCACAAUUUGCAACUUCAACCAAUAAUGGACAUAAACGGACAGUCACAUCUAAAAAUACAUCCAAAUAUCCUUAUGAUUCCCAAGUUACUUCACGUCAACGAGUUGCCAAGAUGUUAAUUGCUGUUGUAAUCAUGUUUGGAUUAUGUUAUCUUCCGGUUCAUGUUCUGAAUUUAUUGAGAUGUUUCAUCUCAAUUCCUCAAAACGAUGUUAUCAGCAUCCUUUCGUUGUCUUCCCAUUGGCUUUGUUACGCCAACAGUGCGAUUAAUCCAAUUAUCUAUAACUUCAUGAGCGCUAAAUUUCGCAAAGAGUUUCAAACGACUUUUCAAAAUUUGUGCGGAUUAAGAUGUUGCGGGAAGAAACGUCGUCUUAAAGGAUCGGCCAUGGAAAGUGCAACUCGAAGACAAAGUAAUCAAACUCAAUACGAAAAUAUUAAUCUUAAUUCUGUUGCUCGACACAAUGGAUCGUAAAUGGAAAAGAUAUUAGGAUAAACGAAACCUUGGAGAUAAUCUGAUGAAAUUUACGCUGGAAUUGGAAUCAUUGAGAAGAAAAUCGAUUCUUUUGAUGAUUUAAUUGUAUCUCUUAUCGAAAAUCAGAUUGUGGUAAGAUGAGCGUUAAUGGUUGGAGGUGGAGCUAAUAGCUAUCCAACACACUUAUCCCUGUGUUUGUUUAAAUUAGGUUAGGUUAGGUCUUCAUUAAAAGGGUCAAAAUCGACAGAGGAAGGCCCGGAGGGCCUGGGACAAUCAAACGGGCGCACAAUUAACCCAAAAUUCAGCUUAAUUUCAACACUUUGAACUAAUGGACACCAUCGAUAAGUGUGUUGAAUAACCACUGGCUCCACCUCCAACCAUUAACGCUCAUCUUACCCAGAUUGUUAUUAGUUGAUAUUCUGUGUAAAUAUAUUUUCGAGGUCGAUAUUUUUUG